AUAAAACUUAUUUAACUUCCAUUGUUUUUGGGUCUUAACUUAAUUAUCAUUUUUCAAGAGCAUCUAGCACAUCACCACACUUUGUGUGCUGGAUUAGUCUGUCAAAAGCAACUUCUCGGUGCCAUCAUCAUCAUCAUUAUUUGGAAUCUAAUUCACUUCAUAUUAUUAUCAUAAUCAUACAAUGUAUUCAUCCAUGAACACAUUUCACUAUCUCUCUAUAAAUUCUUCUUCUUCUUCUCAUUUCACUUCAUAUAUAGAAUCUCCACAUACUCUUAAUUAUUUAACUUCCCUAUGGCGUUCUCUAGAACCUUCACUGCCUAUACACUUCUCUUCUCACUUAUCCUUUUUAACAUGGUUGGAGCUCACCAGACAAGCAUCUAUGGAGCUACAUCACAAUCCCCUCUUCCCCAAACAAUAGAUUGCAAGGUGGCAUGUGAAGGAAGGUGCAAAGUAUCAUCAAGGCCAAACCUAUGCAAUAGAGCUUGUGGUAGCUGUUGUGCGGUGUGCAAGUGUGUCCCUCCUGGCACUGCGGGAAACUUUGACUCAUGUGCUUGUUAUGGCAAACUCACCACUCGUAACCAAAUUCGCAAGUGUCCUUGAUUUAACAAUUAUAUCGCGAGAAAGAGAAAUGACAAUGUAACACUUUCUUUCAUAUUUUUUCUUUUUAAUGAUUUCAUUACUUAAUUAAAGAGAUAAUAGAAUAUGUAUUAUGUUUACAUUGUCAAUUAAUAAAACAACGUAUAUUUUAUUAAA
Molecule: messenger RNA, 753 nt
Organism: Lathyrus oleraceus (garden pea)
Lineage: Eukaryota; Viridiplantae; Streptophyta; Magnoliopsida; Fabales; Fabaceae
Product: gibberellin-regulated protein 11
Exons: 3
Coding region: 292-600 (102 amino acids)
Source: RefSeq, a predicted model, not a curated record